AUGGGGUUUCAAUUUGGACGAUCCGAGGGUUUUCCCUCGCAAUACUCUGCGCAACAUACUUCGGUGACAGUAGAUGUAACCGAAACUGUACUAAUUACUAUUUCCGUCAUCAUCUCAAUCGCCUACAUUAGCAUCAUACCAAGUUAUCAAAAGAGGCAAAGCAUCUACAUAACUACAAAAGUUGUCUUCAGUAUCAUCAUUGGAUGUUUGUUAAUGAUAGAAAACUUCGGUCAAGAAUGGGAAUACGGUAGUACAAGGAGUAAAACGCCUUAUCGAGUCAACGUAGGUCAGAAGAUCGAUGCUCACAUAGCAGUGAAGAUAGGUCUAAGAUCAGUGAAUAUCACACUAAAAGCCAAAUCAGAAGAAGACACACCACUUAAAGAAGAAAUAAUCGAUUAUAACGAGAGAUUUUCCUGGAUGUGGGACCAAGGCAGAAUCGGUUUUGGACCCUAUGCUGGACUGUUGCAAAGAACUUUCCGUGAAGGCCAACGACGAGGUUUGCCCAUUCCUAUCUUAUGGAUCGCUGAAUAUUUCAUUAUUGAUGGGGAAGGCAUUCGAUUUGGGAGAUUUUAUCGAACCGCUGGAUGGUAUUGUCACAUCUUGUUGUGGACCGCCUUUGCUUGCUGGAUACUUGCUAACAUAUUCUUGCAGUCAGUGAGUCGAUAUACUGCCUAUUUGACUGGAUUGAUCGGUGGUUUACAAUUGUUAACUUGUCUCGUCUGGAUAUGCAUACACAAUCCAAUUCCACUUGUGAUUCCUUUUAAUGACGGUGACAUUAGAAUGACGUUGGGCUUGCAUUUCUGGAUGACGUUAGGAUGCGGAUUACUUUGCGUUCUUUUGGCGAUUAUCAUGAUAUAUAUGGACUUGCGUUAUCCUAAUACGCUAUCUACGUUUUUACAAAUAGACCCCCUCGGCCAGUACGACGAAUGUAUAAUGCGAAGCUGUCAAAUGGACGACAUGCUACGUAGAAAGAUACAUAUGAAUGACAUGAUAGAAAUGACUUCGCCCUUUUCACAAAACAGAAACACGAGCAUGAUGGUAUUGAAGAGACGAUCAACCAUAAAAAACGCACAAAAAUCACUUUUCCGUGCGCCAGUUCCCAUGAAGAUGGAAAUAUAUCACGAUGUGACUACUUACAAAAACCAGGAUGAUACUGCAAGGUCAUCUAAGAAUACGUUUAAAAUAGAAAUGUGCAACGAAAAGGAAGAAGAGGAUAAGGAAGAGAUCAAGCCGCCGAUUCCAAAAAAGAUGAAAAAAAUCCGUUUGUAA
This is a messenger RNA of Cyphomyrmex costatus, 1269 nucleotides long. RefSeq names its product dual oxidase maturation factor 1. Gene Ontology annotation, biological process: protein transport. The transcript has 10 exons. Bases 1 to 1269 code for a protein of 422 amino acids. Lineage: Eukaryota; Metazoa; Arthropoda; Insecta; Hymenoptera; Formicidae. Gene Ontology annotation, cellular component: endoplasmic reticulum membrane. The record is from RefSeq and is a predicted model, not a curated record.